Messenger RNA from Hypomesus transpacificus, 4004 nucleotides. RefSeq names its product ABC transporter F family member 4. The record is from RefSeq and is a predicted model, not a curated record. The transcript has 3 exons. Gene Ontology annotation, molecular function: DNA binding. Bases 222 to 2636 code for a protein of 804 amino acids. NCBI's taxonomy places the organism in Eukaryota, Metazoa, Chordata, Actinopteri, Osmeriformes, Osmeridae.
AUCCGCUCUCUGCUCUCAGUAUGCCGGAAAGCGAAAGACGAACAUAUCUUGCCGCCAACCUACAAAGACUACACGUUAACAUUAGACAAACGUCUUGUUGAUAAAAAAAAUUGUAAGAUUAGAACUUCACAUAAGAAUGAGCUCUUACAAAUCCUGGAACAUUGGUGUAAAUUAGCUCAUUUUGCUAAACCAUAAGCAUCUUGUGAACUGAAAGCAGGGAUAUGGAGGAGGUUCUUAAAUUAGAAGAAGGUCACGGUGAUGCCUUCAACAGUGAGAAGGAACUGCUUGCUGAAGAAGUACAGAGUGAUGACAAGGACCAACCCAACAAGGAAGAGGGUGAAAUCGUUCCAGAGACACAACUAGAAGAAGCUGCGUCAGUACCAGCCAAUGAAGUAGACUCUGGAACGGACGUUUCAAACGAAAGCCCCGAUCCACCUCUUAAGAGAAGAGGUCGAGGGUCAGGAGCCAAGAAAGCCAGCGCGCCCGCAGAGUCGGAUCCAGGCGCGUUGAACGACGGAGACAAGAUGCCCAAGCGAGGCAGGGGCCGACCGAAAGGAUCGGGCUCCUUGAAGCAACCUGUCCAAGAGGUGCUGGCCGGCACCGAGGAGGAGACGGCCGGCACCGAGGAGGAGACGGCCGGUACCGCGGAGGUGACCCCUGGAACCGAGGAUGUGACCCCUGGAACCGAGGAUGUGACCCCUGGAACCGAGGAUGUGACGGCCGGUACCGAGGAUGUGACGGCCGGUACCGAGGAUGUGACGGCCAGUACCGAGGAUGUGACGGCCGGCACCGAGGAUGUGACGGAGGCAGAGGCGCCUGACAACGCCCCCACGCAGUCUAAGAAGCGGAGAGGGAGGCCGAAAGGCUCAACGUCCAAGAAGCAGCAGCAGCAGGCGGAGGAGGAGGCGGAAGAAGCAGCUGUGGCCAGUGAAGAGGAAUCGGGAGCGGACAGGUCGAAUAAAAGUACUGACACACCCAAAAGGGGGAGGGGAGCCGCUAAAGGCUCCAAGAAAUCUCAAGUACAGGAAGAGGCGGCUGGCAGUUGUGAGGAGUCAGGGGGAGACGUGUCGAACGAAACUCUUGGCUUGCCCAAAAGAGGGAGGGGGAGACCCAAAGGGUCAGGUGGCAAGAAAUCUCAAGUUAAAGAAGAGGUUGUUGUUAGUGAAGAAGAGUCUGGGACAGACGUGGUAAACAACAAACCCCCAACAAGGGGACGGGGGAGACCCAAGAAGCAAAAGGUUGAACAAGAUGUCACCGACAGUAGUGUGGAGGAAAUUGGCGCUGGUGAAUCUCCACCCCCUAAAAAAGGACGAGGUAGACCCAAGGGGUCUUUUUCCAAGAAGGGAAAGGUAAAACAAGAUGUCACCGACAGUAGUAAGGAGGAAAUUAGUGCUGAUGAAUCUCCACCCCCUAAAAAAGGACGAGGUAGACCCAAGGGGUCUUUUUCCAAGAAGGGAAAGGUAAAACAAGAUGUCACCGACAGUGAGGAGGAAAUGAGCGCCGAUGAAACUCCACCCCCUAAAAAAGGAAGAGGUAGACCCAGGGGGUCGUUUUCAAGGAAGCGAAAGGUGAAACAAGAUGUCUCUGACAGUGAGGAGGAAAUGAGCGCUGAUGAAUCUCCACCCCUUAAAAAAGGACGAGGUAGACCUAAAGGGUCCUCUUCAAAGAAGCAAAAGGUGGAAGAAGAUGUCACUGACGGCAGUGAGGAGGAAACGAGCGCCGAUGAAACGCCAUCCCUUAAAAAAGGACGAGGUAGACCCAAAGGGUCCGGGUCCAAGAAGCCCCCGGGGCUGAAAGUCCAUGGCACGGUGCCAGGCAAACGGGGCAAGCCGCACAAAGUGGUUGACCACCCUCCCAGCAGGCUGCGGACGCUCAAGAGCCGAAGCCAGGCCCAGAAGAAGCGGGGCCAAGCCAAGAAGGAUCUCAGUCCACCGAGGAGAGGGAGGCCCAGGAAGAAUCCCACGCUGCCCAGGCAGGAGGAGAAAGGGCCCAGGGUGUGGAAGCCCCUCGGACGCCCGCGCAAGUACCCCAGAGUCGAUCCCCCUCCCACAGCUCAGCCCAGACCCAGGGGACGCCCCAAAAAGACGGAAUCAAAGAAAUUUGCUCACUUGCGCAGCUUCCUCGUCGGCUCUGUAGACUCAAGUAACGGGUCUCCGCGGAAACGCGGUCGGCCUUUGGGUUCUUUCAAAGACAAAAAAAAAACUGCAGCCGUUCCCUCAAACGACGCUAGGUCGGAGCCACGCAAGCGAGGCCGCCCGCCAAGUUCUGGCAAGCUUAAGAAAACUGAGACGGGGCAGGCAGACACUGACGUUGCAUCUUCAACCAAACACAGUCGCUUCUCCAACGGGAAAACCGACUCUCCAACCAAGGCAGCUCCGCAGACUAAAGGAAGGAGCGGUAGGAAAAAAGCGGAGGCUACGAAAGCUGAAGUUUCGAACGAGGUGGAGGAGGAGGUGAAGGAGGAGGAGGAGGUGAAGGAGGAGGAAGAGCAGGAGGAGGAAGAGGAGCAGCCAGUGGAUGCAGAGAAGGAAGGAGAGCUGGAAGAUAUCGCCCCAGUGGUUGCCAGUACUGAAGAGGCAGUGGUGAAGGAUGAUGGAAAGGGUUUCCCUCCGAUUGAAGAAAGUGAGAUUGUAUGAGGCCUUGCAGUUGCAGCUAUGGAUAAAGUUUAGGAUAUCUGGGGUGUUGGGGAGAUGACUUCAGCCAAAAAAGUUUCCUCAAAACAAGAACUUGAAAACAUAAACCCUGAAAAAAAAGGAUGUUUGUUCACAUUUUCUUAAUGGGAUAUCUCUCCUUAACUCCUUAUGUUUUGCUGACUGUCUUGUGAUGUAUUUUCUUUUGAUAAUUGCCUAUAACGACAUACCCAUAGUAGUCAUUACUUUUGAGUCGUCUUUGGUUAACAACAUGACAUUCUCAAAUCCUUGUGUUUUCUUGACUAACUGGUUCAUGUUUUUUAUUUCUUUUUGUGUUUGUCUAUAAUAUUUUUUUCAAGGUUGUCUUUAUUUGUUGUUUUUUUUACUAAUAUGAAGUUGUGUUCUCACAGACACUUUUUAAACUUGCAAACUGUUCACAUUUAACUUUGUUAAUAAAAUGUAGUCUAUGACUGAAACUCAUGCUUCUGAAUGCCAAUACCAUUGAUCUUCCAUUAGCAUACUUUUUUUUCUUACCAUGUUUGGAAGGUGCCGGAAUGUAUAAAUCAUCUAUGAAAUAAGAUGAACAAGUGUCAGACUGUAUUGAAUCACUUUGAAGUGCUAUUUUUGUAAAAACAAAUUUUCAUAAAUGUUUCCCAGAAUUUCAGUUAUUUCCUUAGUUACAGAGGCUGUAUCUUGUUUUGUUUGCCUUAAUUUUCAAAGCUUUGAAUGUAUAGCAAAUUAGCGUUUCUCUUCCCUAUACGUAUAGGCCCAGUUUCCCAUACAUGGAUUAUGCCUUUUCCUAGACUCAAAACGUUUUCAAUGGAGGUCUUUACAAAAACUACUCUUAUUUUAAGACUAGGUUUAAUCCAUGUCUGGGAAGCAACCAGUGUCUUUUGUGUAGAACUCUCCCUAAGAUGUACAAUGUAUCUUUUGAGUUUUCUUCAGUCAAAAGUCACAUUUUUAACAUCAUGAUAUCCUUUUAUCCCGGUUAUUGUUUUGUGUAUUUUAAAAAAAAAACCGUUAUAUUUGUUCCCUAACUUUUCUUCAGUGUACUGUUGUCACAUGUCUUUUAGUGUAGUGGGUGGGUUAGUUUCACAGACCUUGGCUGUUUUUUUUGUCGUGUGAAGAUGGCUUGUUACAUGGGUGGGUACAUGGAUUGGUACAUGUUUCAAUGAUAUAAUUAGUCAUACUUUUGAACUCGUUAGUAUUACUGUAUGUGAUGUCAUACAAUGUAAUUAAUGCUUUGUAGCCCCCUGUGACCUAAACACAUACACAGUUUUGACGAUAGUAAAUACGUUUUUUUCUAUGUUUUCUGAGCAAGAGACGAUAUUGUUGAGAUUACGGUGUCAAAAUAAAAUUCGGCAUUUUGAUUGA